Molecule: messenger RNA, 1769 nt
Organism: Anoplophora glabripennis (Asian longhorned beetle)
Lineage: Eukaryota; Metazoa; Arthropoda; Insecta; Coleoptera; Cerambycidae
Product: protein FAM57A
Exons: 6
Coding region: 232-1215 (327 amino acids)
Biological process (GO): lipid homeostasis
Cellular component (GO): membrane; endoplasmic reticulum
Source: RefSeq, a predicted model, not a curated record
AUCCGUCAUUUAUAUAACCUUCAAAUAGGAAGAUGAUCCGUGAAAAUGUUAAGACGGAAUUUGCGAAAGGGAAAAUAUGUUGAGACCCGAAUUUAGACCUGUCUUCUGCAUUUACAUUGGGUACUUUUAGUUAAAGUGUCAAAUAUGAGGCAGAAGGUGCAUUUGACCACGCAUAAUUUCUUCAGAAAUGAGAAUUCUUAAAGUCAUAUUGAUUAACUAGGACUGUCGGAAAUGUAUCACUGGGUGCAAAAGAGGGCAGGGAACAUCGUCCCGCUCCUGCUGCUGGCCGCCGCUUCGCUCUUAGCGUCCGUAUGGACCGUCAAAGACCUAGAAUGGGAGAGUCACAUCUCCAUGGGGCAGGGCUUCGCCUUGUUCCUCAGCGGACUGGUCUUCUUCCCUUCCACGUAUCUCGCCAGCAACUCCUUGUUCCUCCACACGACCUUCGGUCGGAAACUAGUCAAAACUUACAAGCUGAGCACCGGCGACAUCUUCGACAUCAGCAAUAAACAAGUGUCGGCAAUCCAGGCCCUGUUCUGCGGCAUCACCGGUUUCACCUCGUGCCGGUACUCCUGCAAGAGGGACAUCCUGCGCACCUCCCACUACAUCUCCGAGGCGUACGCCUGGUUCGGGGCGGCGUACUUCUUCUACGACAUCUGGUCCAUGUACAAGGUGUACAGCGCCAAGAUCUCCACCAGCCAGCUCAACGGGGACGCCAAAGUUAACAGGUCCAUAAACCGCGCCUUCAAACUCCUCGCCUACCUCAGGAGCAACGCGGUCAUCGUCGGACACCACUUGUUUAUCGGGGGAUUCGGGUUCUUAGUUAUUACCUAUCUGAGAGGCGGCUUGGGCGACUGUUUCUUCGGUUUCGUGUACCUGAUGGAGGCCAGCACCCCCUUCGUGUCUCUCAGGGGGAUCCUGUCCAAGAUGGGGAUGAAGGAGUCGCCGGUGUACGUCGUGAACGGGCUGGUGAUGUUGGUCACGUUCUUUCUGUGCAGGAUAGCCAUGUUCCCGUACGUGAUACACAUGUACGCGCAGACCAUCGGCAAGGAUUUCGUUUCGGCCGUCUACACCUUGCCGAGGGGCUGCCUGGUGAGCAUAGCCAUACUGUUGUUACCUCAGAUCUACUGGUUCUUCUUGAUGUUGAGCGGGGCGACGAAGGUGCUGAAGAAGUCCGUCUCCAACAACAACAACCUGAGCAACCCGAACGCUAAGUAGACGUCGACGCGGUGUCGGACGCGUUACGCUCUAGGGUCGUUUAGUUUAAUUUCCGUGUUUCGUUCAAGUAAGGGUAUCUAUUAAUGAAAGUCUGAGAAUCUUAGGUUUAAAUAAUUGUUGGUGUAUAUUUUCGGUGACCCGUCAUGAUAAUCGAGCUUAAAAAACAUGUAAAGACUAGCUUCCUAGGUAAUUUUAUUUAUUACAUUUGAAAAAUAUAUGUAAGCCGACAAGCUUUAGAUGUUGAGAAUACUGAGAGAUAUAUUUAUGAUACUUGCCGGCGUGGGAGGGGGACGAGCCGCUCUCCCCAUUUAUAUGACGCAAUAUUAUUUUUUUUACACGGUUUUUACAAGGUCUUGCAUUUCUCCCACGGGGCGCGGCCCGUUCCGCUCCCACCCGGCGACGUUUGUAACCUUUCCAAAACUGUGUUGUGAUCUUAGAUGUUUCAGCACCAGGGCGUGCCGAGCGCAUCAGUAUUACGUUUAGGUUAUAUUUUUAAUUUAUUUGUGAUGGACUCUGUCUCGAAUGUAUUACCUGAAAAUAAAUGUUAAAUAGCA